AUGUCGCAUUAUCAUGCCGUCCAGCGGUUGCUGUCAGUGUUCCAAAGCCAGGCAUCCGGCGGAGGACAGUCCAUCCUUGACUCCAUAAAAAUUGCCGUACUCCCCAUAGCAAAAGUCUUUACGAUGUGCUUCUUGGGAUUUCUCAUGGCCUCCAAGUACGUCAACAUCUUGCCCGCUUCUGGAAGGAAACUCUUGAACGGGUUGGUCUUCUCGCUUUUGCUACCCUGUUUAAUCUUCUCACAGCUUGGCCAGGCUGUCACUCUCCAGAAAAUGCUAGAGUGGUGGUUUAUUCCCGUGAAUGUUGUCCUGGGCAGCAUCUCGGGAUCAAUCAUUGGAUUCAUUGUUGCAUCCAUUGUGCGACCUCCUUACCCAUUCUUCAAGUUCACAAUCGUACAUAUUGGAAUUGGGAACAUCGGCAAUGUGCCUCUUGUCCUGAUUGCUGCUUUAUGUAGAGAUGCAUCUAACCCUUUUGGCGACUCGGAAAAAUGUAGCACAGAUGGAACUGCUUAUAUUUCAUUUGGCCAGUGGGUUGGUGCUAUCAUCCUUUACACAUAUGUAUUCAAUAUGUUGGCGCCUCCUCCAGAAGGUACCUUUGAUAUUGAAGAUGGAAAUGUUCCAAUCAAGAGCCCUCUAAAAGAUGCACCAUUCGAGCAGCUUCCCUUACUAAGCCAUGAAAACGUGUUUAAAGAGUCGGGGGCUUCAAAGAAGGAAAAGAUUAUGGAAUUUCUAGUUCUACUAUACGAUAAGCUCAAGCUCAAGCAAAUCCUUCAACCCCCAAUAAUUGCUUCAAUAUUAGCUAUGUUUCUUGGUGCAAUACCAUUUCUUAAACGACUGAUUUUCACAAGUGAUGCCCCACUGUUCUUUUUUACCGACAGCUGCAUCAUUCUUGGGGAAGCUAUGAUUCCGUGCAUAUUGUUGGCUUUAGGUGGCAAUCUCGUGGAGGGACCAGGUAGCUCUAAGCUCGGUCUACGGACAACUGCUGCUAUUAUUUUUGGUCGGUUGGUUUUGGUACCCCCGGCUGGCCUUGGAAUAGUUACAUUGGCUGAUAAGCUGGGUUUCCUCCCUGCUGGUGAUAAGAUGUUCCGGUUUGUUUUACUUCUGCAACACACAAUGCCAACGUCGGUCCUAUCUGGUGCGGUUGCCAGUCUAAGGGGUUGCGGAAAGGACGCUGCUGCUGUAUUGUUCUGGGUUCAUAUUUUUGCUGUCUUCUCAAUGGCAGGGUGGAUAGUUCUCUAUCUCCACCUCCUUUUCUAA
Molecule: messenger RNA, 1254 nt
Organism: Linum trigynum
Lineage: Eukaryota; Viridiplantae; Streptophyta; Magnoliopsida; Malpighiales; Linaceae
Source: the annotation of a GenBank genome assembly